CCGUGAUCCCCUGCGGCUCCGCGCGCGGGAAGGGAAGAUGGCGGCGGCUGUCGGGCUCCCGGAGCGGGGAUAUUUGGAGCUGGUGGGCGCUGAGCGGGGAGCGCGGCGCCGGGUUCGCGAGCUCGUGUUCAGCCUCCCAGGUAGCGGCGCCCGGCCAGGGAGCGGGCGGCGGACGUGGGUUGCUGGGCGGGUGUCAUUGCUGUUGCACGCAUGGUAAAAGUCACGCUGCUGCUGCUGUUGCUCCUGCCGCCUGCCUGGCUGACGUGCCUCCUUUGCCUUGUCCCUCGCAGGCGGUGGCUCGUCCCUCACGCCCGUUCGCUACGCCGACAGCGCCGGAGGAUUCUGGUACCAAGAAAACGCGCAGCUAGGGUCUGUGACCAGGAACCGCUUCAUCCACUGGUGAGUGGCCUUGCUUCUGCAGCCCACCCGCCAGGCAGUACCACGGAUCGGAUCCUGCCCUCUCACUCCACUGGGAGAGGUUGGGAAGAGUGAAGAGGAGCUGCCCUCCGCUUUGGCCGGGCUUCCCCUUCUGGCAUCUUCUUCUGAUGCCUGAUCCCGUUUAGCAUGUGACUAGGGUGAUAUACCCAAAUAAACCAGAUGAUCUUUUUCUUUUGGUUUUGAUCUGUUCUUCACUAUUGAAGUGUUUUGAGCCGUUGGUUCUUCCAGAGCAGAACUAAAGCAAGCUAACAGUUUAAAAUGCCUUUUUUUAAUGCAUUAACCUAGUGCAGUUAUGAACAGAAUGGUACAACACCAGUUGUAGCUCUGUGGGAAGAAAAUUCUAAAGUUGGGGUGUAUGCUAAGGAAAGCAUGCAGAGGAAAGGUCCACAACCAAAAAUGUUAAGGCAUUAAAAUGAAUGACAGGUGACUUGAGCAGUAAUUGACAGUAAUCUUUGAUAAUAACUGUAUGUGACAGCAAAAUGGCCAUUGAAUUUGAAAUUAGAGAGUUCUAUGAAUGGGUACCUCAGUAGUGCAUGGAAGGUUGUAUGAAUUACAGUUAGGGCAUGGGGAAGCAGUUUGAAGAAACAGCUGCAUGAUUAUGUAGGAAGUGAGAAGGACGAAUUAGCAAAUGAAGCUGUAUUGAGGAGCAAAGGCCCACAAAAUUCCUAUAACCACACUACAGAACUAUUGUGUUUUAGUGCUGUCUUGGUGAAAUACAGGGCUAGGUCAACAGGAAGCUAUGCAUCUAACCAUGGAGCUCAGUAGCCUCACACAAUUAUGUUCCCAAUGUGCCUAUCCCUGCCUCCUAGCAACUCCUCCAGCUGCUUGUGCCUUUUGGCACUAGGUUCAUUCCCAGUCUUGGAUAGUUAUUCAAAUAUUCCCCGUUCUGGCUUUGUGAAGGGGGAGAAGAUUAAAGUGAUGUUGAAUCUCAUAGUUGUAUUUUGUGUUUGUCUGCUGCAGUAUUAAAAUAGUUUGAUUGAGAUGUUUUAGUUUGAUUGUGCUGUAUACCUUCCUGGACUUCCAGAAGAGGAAGGGCAACCUACAGCUUUACCUCCUUGUGUACCACUGUACACUGGUGUGCACUGCAUGCUCUUUGUAUGCUUGCAAAACCUAAGGCAUAUAGAAAUACAGGUAGCACAUAUAUCUUGAGAUUUGCUUCUUGGUGCCAUUGUCUUUCCACCAUGCAAAUACUGGGUUGAAUUGUACUCUGUAAACCUAUAAUUCCUAUAUGUAUUUACUUGUUUUCUUUUGCAGGGCUACGUCAGGUGCAACCUUGGAACUGGUAGAGGAAUCCCUUGAUAUAAACCUUUUGAACAAUGCUGUUCAGCUCAAAUUUCAGAAUUGUAGCCUCUUACCUGGAGGAGUACAUAUAUUUGAGACCCAGAAUAAUGUUGUUAUCUUGAUUUCAACCAAUCAGACAGUACAUAGGUUGAUUUUACCACACCCCACUCGGAUGUAUAGGAGUGUAAGUAACUUUUUUUCAAAAAUUCAAAGAGUGUGAAUUAACAAUUAACAAACAAAUUUAUAAUACACAGGCAAAGCUAUCAUUUUGGAUUGUGAUUGCAUAUACUGUAUAGCAUGUUCAGUUCAGGUAAUACACCAAACUAUGAUUUGGAGUGUCAGAAACAAGCCCUAGGCUUGUCUCUCACCUUGUGUUUAGAUUCUUUAUUAUUUAGUGUUAAUCAUAGAUGAUUGUGAUGUCUGAACUGGAAACUAUGGCUAACCCUUGAACCCAGCUCAUUCAUGGUGUAAGGGUUGAUUCUGGUUUGAAGGGCAAUCACUAACUGCAGCCUGCUGAUUUGGACAUAUGGACAUAUGAUUUUAUAGAUUCUGAACUGAUUUUAUAGAUUCUGAACUGAUUCCCUUUCUGGGAAUGGGCUGUGAAAUAUUCUGUAAUUUAUUUUUUUGUAAUGUAUUUUUUUUGGCCACAUGUUUGGUUGUAUUUUUUAUAUAGAAAAUUAAAUAAAAUCUAAUUUUCAAAUGUUUUUAUUGUUGCAAAUUCAUGUUGAAUAAUUUGCUGGGUAAAAUUUUGGUAUGGAGCAAAAUAUAUAGAUAGUUCAAAGUAAUCUUGUCUAAGAUAAAAUGCACUGAGAAGGGUCAUUGACAGAGCCCUUGUUGGCAUGCAUCAGGUCUUGGCUUAAAUCCCUGGUGUCUCCCAUUAAAAGAAUUACAAGAGCAGAUCAUGUAAAAGUCCUGUUCCUGAGAUCUUAGAGAGCCACCAAAAUACGCAAUACUGGAUUAGCUGAACAAACAGUCUGACAUGGUAUAAGGCAGCUUCCUAUAUUCCUUUGAUUGCUCUGAAGAAACUGCUUUUAUCUAAUGUUUCCUUUGAUACCAUUUUUCAGACACUUCUAGGUUAUAUGUUACAAGAGGAAUUUGAAUAGAAAAGGCAUUUCCUAUUUGACUUUUCCAUGUUCAUACUUCAAAUUUAUAUUUCUUAUUGAUAACUAAGCUUAUUGGGGAUUUUCUUAAUAGGAGCUGAUCACAGAAAGUCAUGUACAGUCAGUUUUCACAGAUGUUGGAAAAGUUCAUUUAAGAGAUCCUUUUAACUAUUGCGUGAUUCCUGCAAUCCCUGGUCUGUCAACUCAUUCCACUGCUUCAGCAGCUUGGCUUACCAGUGAUGGAGGAGCACUUUUUGCUUUGCCAUCUGCAUCUGGUGGGAUUUUUGUCCUUAAUCUGCCACCCCACAAUACUCAUGGUAAGUAUAGAAGCUGAUCUAGAUAAUUUAUUUAAAGUUGCUUUGCUUUUCAGUUAUAAAUCUCAGAAAUUGCACAUCGAAUAAGAAUUUAAAGCAGGUUUAAAAUAUUUUCUAAUGUGCAUAAGGCAAUUGACUCCCCAUAUCCGCAAAACUGUUCUAAUUGAGAAGUGUGUGCUGUACUAAUUGAUUAAACUAAGGGAACAAAGACAGCAGCAGAACCUGCUUUUGCAAUUUUGGACACCGUCAAUUAAUGUCUAAAAUCAGUAGUCAUUUUGUCUUGAAUGUUUCCACAUGGGACUUCUGAAAGAUUAUUCAUCUGAUUUAGUUGCUGUUGUGCGCCAUAUAUGCAUGCAUUAUUAAUAAAUCAUUUUUGUUUUGUUUUUAGGAAUGGUUUCAACUCUAGUCGUAGAGUUGAAACAGAGUUCAGUCAUGCAGCGCUUGCUUACAGGUUGGAUGCCAACAGCUAUCAGGCUAGUAUUUUGAUGGCAAACAGAGCUCUUGAAGUCUCUACAGUAGCCAGUGGCAUAGUUGGAACAGGCUUGAAUGAGCACUCUGCCUAUUAUUCAUUGAAGGAUAUUUCUUUUCAGCAACCAAAUGAGCUAUCUAAAAUCAUUUGUACCUAGCUUUUCAACCAGGUCUAGAAGUGUAAUUAAUUAUUGGAAGUGUAAUGUGCUUUUUCUUAGGUGGCUCUCUUUUUUAAACAAGCAUAUUAAGUUAAUCUUGAAAUUGCUCCUGUCGUCUCAGAUCUGGACAAAGCAAAAUGAAUGAACAUGUUUUGAGGGAAUAGGAACCUGCAGAAGACAGUCAGUCUUUUCUUUUUCAUAUGAAGGCCAGGGGUGCUGUUGGAUUCAGUACUUCAGCUACAAUUGCAUGUAGCAGAGGUGUUCCAAAUCUGCCCAUAGUCCAGUGGUUAGAAAGUGUGUACGUCUGACUGUUUUUCACAGUUCCCUACUUUUUAGUAAGAAGGUUGCAUCCUUUUUAUUUCCAGACAUGAUGGCUAUUGUUCAGAGAGCCUGUGUGGCUAGUGUUAGGUUUGGAAGUAAGAAAUUCUCUACUCAGCAGGUGGUCAUCAUUAUCUCUUAGCCUAACCUAUCAUAGAGAAGAGUUGUGAAGAGAUAAUUCUGAUACACUGAGGAAGUGUGGAACGGAAAUCUGACAAAUUCAUGCCCUCAAACUUUGGAGGCUAAAUGGCUGCAUUGUGAUUGAUGGUUGCUUGGAAUAUUUAGAAGAGCAAAUGAUGUAACUUUUAUCUUGAAAGGGGUAUGGUUUUAUAUGAAAAGGUAGUGCUUCACCGUAAACGAGGAAUGGGGAACCUAAUCUGACGGGUGGGCCAGAUUCUUAUCUCCCGUAUAGCUCAUGGGACAUGUUUGACAAGGUGGGGGGUGGUAUCCACCUCUCAAUCAUAUGAUGUCAUCAUGACAUCAGGUGAAGAUUUGGCACUUCUAACUUUUAAACUCUUGUAAAUUCUGUGCUUUUUUGUUUAUAAUACAUAUAAUUUAGUUUAAAUCUUUUCCAGAGGAGACCAAGGUCCUUCAGAGCUUCCUGUUAGCUUGUCUGUCCACUGUCGUGAGCAUGAUGCCCUCCUCUUUGCACUCUACCAGGAUCAUAAACUUCGAAUGUGGUCUUACAAAGUGAGUGUGAAAUGCUAAUUUCUGAUAGAAUACUGUUGUCAUUGCUGAUGGUUGAUUAUUCAUAUGACUAAUGAUACUUUCCAAAUGUUGGUUUUUGGCAACAUGUCCCUUUGAAUAUGCAAGCUAUAUUAAUUACCUUUUCUGUGGUCUGCUGUGAACAUGCACAACCUUCAGAUCUGUAUCCUUUACUGUAAAGGAACACAUGGUAAAGUAUCUGUCUAGUAUAUCAAGCUGCUGUUUUGGCAGGUGUGUUUAAAGCAUUUGUCCCAUUUGCAGAUUGUGUUACUUAUCUGGCUUCUUAUCUUGGCAGGAUCAAAUGUGCCUGAUGGUGGCUGAUAUGUUGGAAUUUGUGCCUGUAAGUAAGGACCUAAGACUUGCUGCUGGGACUGGACACAGAUUACAGCUGUCUUAUUCUGAGACCCUGGGGCUUUACAUUGGUGUAUACUUGCAUGCACCCAAACAAGGACAGGUACUUGAAUUGUCUUACAUUCGUAGAAUUUUAAUUUGCUGUUAAGUUGAGAGUCAGGGAACUACUAGUAGGGGAGGAAGGGAAAGGAGAAUGUUAGCCGCUUUGAGACUCCUUAAAGGGAGUGAAAGGCGGGAUAUCAAAUCCAAACUCUUCUUCUAGUAUGACCCAUCAGUUUCAGAGUUUAUGUGGAUAAGAAAAGUUUUCUUCAAUAAUUUUAAACAUGUUUUGUCCAGUCCUAGAAGUUUACAAAAUGACAUAGCUUUUGAUCCUGGAUUAAAAGAGCUUGCUGACAAUUUCAAAUGUCUUUUGCUUUAAAAACUGGGAAAUAAUCGCUCCUUGAUACUUGAUAAGAUGUAUUUUGAUGAAGUGCUUUCAGAAGGACUUAUCAAAUGCAUUGUUCCAGGGAAAAACAAUUUCUCAUUUCCUUCUAUGGCAGAUAAUUCAUUGGUAUAGUUUUUUGGGGGGGGGAAACGUGGAGACUAUUUUCUAGAGAUGCAGCAUCCAGGAUUGGUGCAUUUCCUGUCCUGAGUCCCAAACCCAAUUUUCUGUAUCAGUUUUCUUAGAUCUCCAAGCUUUGCAAACAAGAAAGUAAGGUGAGGAAGGCUAGAGAAAAAAGGGAAUGGAAAGCACUAUGUAGGUGUCUGCAGAGGACAAAAUUACACUUUACAUAAUGCCUUGGGCAUGGAGGCAUUCCAUUUCAAAUGCACCUGUGGUAUCUCCAUAGGGAACCUGUUGCUCCUCCUCAGAAAGAGAAAGUCUGAAAAGUGAAUUAAUUGCUAAGGAUGUCCUCUUCUCUACAAGUGCUAAAACAACCAACUUUAAAAGCAUCUGUUCAACUUGAUUUUCACAGUCUAGUGUCAUUACUACAUCCUGAAUGGUUACUGGGUAUUAUAAUUAGAGGACUGGAAUAUAAGGAUUGUCUAAAAUAGUUUACAGUUUUAUUUUCACUAAUGACAGAAUCAUUUUUUUUUUUUUUUUUUUUGCAGUUCUGUGUCUUCCAGUUGGUCAGCACAGAGAGUCAACGCUAUAGUCUUGAUCACAUAUCAUCACUGUUCACUUCUCAGGUGGGAAUGAAUAAGAUUUACAUUAAAAUGAAUGUGUCUGUCAAGAAACAUCCACUCUGCACUGAUAGGGGUCAAUAGAGUACUGUCUUCCAUUCCAUCUUCCAUUCUAUAUGAGAUUAAGCAACAUGAUGUGAUGUUGGAGAGAAAGGGAUGUGUGUACCUGCCUCCUUUAUAUUCAGUUACUUCUGAUCCAUGGGCUCUUCUGUGUGUAGCCCCAGUAUUUGUCUGCUAGUAAUAAAUUUAAAAAAUACUAGUUUUUAUAGAUUCAACAAAAUAUAAGUUAUCUCCAUUGUACUGUUAUUAUUUAGUUUCAUUCUCUUGAGUACAUUUAGGUUUGAAAAUCAUAUUCAUUGUUAUAAUCCACUCGUUGUGGUAUGUUUUUAACUUAGGAGACCCUUGUUGACUUUUCCUUAACUACUGCUGAGAUCUGGGCACUCUGGCAUGAUGAUGAAAAUAGAACCACUGUGAAAUACAUCAAUUUUGAGCAGUAAGUUUUGUCCACCCCUGGUGUAACCAUGAGCAGUAAAUUGGGCGAGGAAAAAGUUACUUUAAGCCCUGAAUCCAAAUUAAAAAGGAGAUUCUCUCAACACUAAGAGAUAGCAGAAAGAUACUUCAAAGAAAAUAACUAUAACCUAUGCUGGCACUUCUAACAAGGAUUUGAUACCUAUUGAUGAAGCAUGGAGUUACCAUAUAGUUCUGCGUAAGGCAUUUCUGGAUGGCUAAGGAGGUUGACAAAAGAUCAGGGGAGCCAUGUUUAUAAUACUUAGGAUGGGCUGUGAGCAGCAUGCAGGCUUGCUCAAGCAGUUAGUUUCCAUGCUUCACACCUGUUUAAGCUAAGAGGUGGCGACACAAGGUGAAAAUUGGAAAGGAGAUUUCUCUGUCUCCUGGUAGACUUGACAUGUCAUAGGAGCUCUUAGACUAUUUGUUGAAACAGCCAGCAAUUAUAUGUGUCAGCCAUCUUGGAGAAAUGGACAGAAGCUACAUUGUCUGGGGAUGUUAUGGUUUUGAAGGGUCAUACACUGGACUGGCAGGGCCAGCUUCACAGAAACAGGAAGACUUCCCUCCAUUUUGUAGGCGGGAGGAAACGACUGGUUUUGGAAAGCUGCAGAGCUGCUAAAAUAUAGUCCCUUAGAUAUCCCACUUGGCACUGAGGGAAGGGGACGAUGAUAGUCUCUGUGUGUGCAUACACACAUGUCCAUGUAGGGGAAACCCGCAUCAGCAAACUUUCAUUCAUCUGUUUUUAGUUUAUAAUUGUAGGUUUGUGGUGUCAUGGGUCAAAAAUAUGGAAGAUGUUGGUUAUGUUUAAUUGUUCAUAGUUAUAUAUAUUUAUUUAUUCUACUUGGAAGCAAUCUUUUUUGAACUAUAAAUGUAAAGUUGGCUAAAAUAGUCCAGUCUUGUUUUAGCAAUGUUGCAGGUCAGUGGAACCAAGUCUCUGUGCAGCCCCUGCCACCUGAAGAAGUGGAUAUUAGAGAUGACCAGGACCCAAGGGUGAGUUCUUCAAAUUAAUUUAUUAUGAAUUUGAAUGGCAAAACACAGAUGAGUAGCACUUGUAUGAAUCCCUAAAAGUAUGAACAUUGCGUAUAUAUGGGAAAAAACAAAUCUGUGUGCUCAGUUGCUAAGAAGGAAGACCAGUGAAAUGAUGGAUCUUUGAAAGAAGGCAUUCUCCUUUUUUAAAAAAAUUGUUAGAUUAGUAGUGUCAAAUAUGCAUUUUGUUUGGUCUGAAGUGCAAGACUCUUGGCUUUGACUAAUUGAUGUGUAAACUUUGUUCUCUGUGUGUGUGUGUGUGUGUGUGUGUGUGUUUGAUAUUACUCUUGGUGCUUCUUGUGUCCCAAAGUGUCUGAAAGCAAGAUUCCUUUGGCCACCAGAAGCAUGCCUUUUUUUUUUUAAGUUCUUUUUUUUUUUUGGUUCAAAACUUUGUGUUUCAGAAAUGAACAGUGCCUCAAUUUCUACACUUCAUUUUACUCUUAGUUUCAAGGUUGAUUUCUUUCUUUCAAGCUUUAGGCAGCAUGUGUGGAUCUCUAAUGUAUUAACAAUUUCACAUAGUUAAUAUAUAGUGCACAUUGGAAAUUGUCAUAUAAACUGAAGUUGAGCAGUUGCUAGAACAUAGUCAUGGGACAAUAUUUGGACGUAGCUGUUAGUGGAAGGGAAUAAAAUGAAUCACAUGAUCUGCUUGGGAAAUAAUUAUGCUGACUCUUACAGGAAACAUUUACAGAGGCCAUCUUCAUGCCUGGACAGUUCACAAAUGCGGCUUUGCUUAAAGCUUUACAGGUGAGCAGGAACAUCAUCAUUUGUUGGGGAGUUUCUGGAAAACCAUUACAACUUACACUAACAAGUCAAUUGCACAAAAUGGCAAGAUUGGCAUUUGAGGCAGAAGGGCAGAGCACUCCUCUGCUCUGCUCUGCCAGUUCAUAGCUACAGUGGCCUACUGUCAGCAGUCAUCUACAUAGAACAUUCUUUUUGACACUGCUUGGCAUGCUGUUAGAAUUCAAGUGUGAGAUUUGGUAAGCCCUGGCACUAUGUGCAUUUAGGUUUAAGGGUGAGAAACAUCUUUUAAUUUUCCCUUAGAUAUUUUCUCAAAGAGCUGAGCACCUCACAGACCUGUCCUGGGAUGAGCUGAAAAAAGAAAUUACUAUAGCUCUGGAAAAUGAGGUAAGAGUUCCGUUUAGUCUUUGCCCCUCUUGUUGCUUCAACAGGAUUACCUUCAUUCUUGGAUUCUUAUUUCAUUGGUUCUUUGUAAUAAUUGUGCUUAUAUUUAUGUGUUUGUUUUAAGAUAGGUCAAACAAUGCUCUACUGUUGUAAUGUUAGUUUUUAGGGUGGUAUCCAAUCCAAUGAAGUGCUUCUGCUAGGGUUAGGUUUUCCAUGUGUGUCUCCCUAGAACAAAUUAUGGGGGCACAUGGGUAGAGGAGAGGGAGGAAAUUACCUUUAGCAGCCAACAUCCUUGAUUUAGCAGAACUGUUCAUUUGGAUAGCUAACCUUUGGUCUGUGUUUUUGUUCUUGUUUUCCAGUUCCAAGGAAAUGUGACUGAGUAUGAAUUCUCACAAGAAGUAUUUAGACAGCUGCAAAUAGAAUUUUGGUCAAAAUUCUAUGCUUACUGUGUUCAGUACCAAGAAGAACUCUCACGCCCACUUGCACUUCUCUUGAAUCAAUGCACUAGCAUGGUGUGCCUGCUUAAAAAGGUGAGAAUCAGGUUAGAAAGAGGCAAAUUUCAGAUAUUUCUUUCAUAGAGCAAAAUGGGCCUGUCCAACUCUGGCAGGCAAUGACCCUAACUAUUGUGGACUUAAGUUUCAAGAGCUCUCAGUAGUGUGUAAUUAUAAUUUUAUGUAAUAAAUGUGGCAGAUAUAAAUUUAUAUGGUUUACUUGUUUUACAUGGGACUUUUUCCUGAGCAAAUGUUGGUUAGAAAUUCAGAUGGUCCGUAGUUUCAAUAAGGAUCUGAAAAUCAUGGAAGCUGCUAAAAGAUAGCUAGUUUGAGCUUUUCCUAAGUUACAGUACACUAUUUUGCCACUGUAUCUUUGAAUAUUUAUGAUGCUGAGAAUGUGGACUACUCUGACUAUGGGCAUUUUCCCCCUUCAGAAUGUUGCUGUGAGCUUUCCAUGUAAGUAAAUCAUCUUUUUGUGGUGUUUGAAAACUAAAUGAUGAGUGUAUCUUCUCCCCACACAGGGAUACCUGUCUUUUCUUGUGCCCUGCUCCCUAAUGGAUCACCUUUACCUUUCGCUUGAUGAACAACUGGUGAAUGAAGUUGAGAGCACUGGCUUAGAUGGUAAGAGAGAGUGAGCACACAAACCCACUAUAAGAUGUUGUUGGCAGAGCAGAAUUUAAAACAUAGUCUUUACAUUUUUUUAAAAAGUGUUUUAUUUUUCUGAUAAAUAGCCAGGAUCCAGAAAGCCACUCACAUCAGGCUUGCACUACUGCAGUGGAACUUCUCAGAACAAAACUUUACUUACAUGGAAAAUAAACUGCUUUGGUAACCCUCCUCUGUUUUAAAACCAAUUUACCAUGUUAGCAUGUGGAGCUUUUGCUCAAGAAGUGUAAGCAUAAAGGGUCACUGGGCUCAUAGAUCUAAUUUCUCAACUCUUUGGAUUCCUGCCCAUGUUGGUUAUUUUCAGUUAGUUAUAUCCCAGCAGGUAACAAUAACCUUGGUGUAUCUCUCUCCAAGAACUUUUAAGUAAUCAGUUCAUGAUCACUUUCCUAGAAGCACUUGCCUCAUGCCAGUGGGAGAAAUGGAUAAAUUGAAAGGCUGGAUUGAGAGUUUUAAAUCUAUUGAUGUUUCAAAAUCAUGCACUGUGGGAGAGUAACAUAACUAGAGAGCAACAUAACUAGGGAAGUUCAUUCUUGGUGCUUCUUAGGUUGACUUUAGUAAGCACUAAUGAAGUGAUUUUUUUUUGCAUUUUGCCCCUGGAUAGAAUGUGCAAGCAAGAAUAAAGUGUAUUCUUAACUGGUUUUAUUCCUGCUUUUCCAGCAUAGUUGGCUUUUUUAUUGUGAUUAAAAUAUAUAUACCCACACACACUCUGAAAUAAGUUCUAAACACCGCCUUUUCAUUGUAGAAUCUGAAUUUUCUCAUGAUCUUGUGAGUCUUGUUCAGUGCCUUCGGUUAAUUGGUGAAUCAAUUUCUGUGGAGAUGGCACUAACAAUGGAAAUGGCUUGCUGCCGUUCCCAGCCGCCAGAGAGAGCUGCAGGACAGAUCCUUCAUGACUUGAUUGCUAAUGACAUGUAAGCAUGCACUAUGAGCAAAGUAGGCCAUUGAUAAAAAAUGAUUUUCUCACUCUACAGCAUUUAGCUGAUUGGAUGUGUGUGUGUGUGUGUGUGUGUGUGUGUGUGUGUGUGUGUGAGAGAGAGAGAGAGAGAGAGAGAGAGAGAGAGAUUUCUAGCCACAAAGUUCUAGUAGCUGUAGUUCUCAGAAAAUUGGGCUCACUAUUCCUUCCCCUCAGAGGGCAGAGGCAGCACAGUUGAUAACCUUCCCUGUGGAGAAAUGUCCUUCCAGAUUUUAGGCCCUGCCUUCUUCAAGAGAGCAGUGUUACACACCAAGGCCUAAGUUAUUUUUCUGUCAGAGCUGAGAGAUUCAGCCUUCAAUUUCUUUUUUUGUUAAAAAUGUCCUCAAUCUUACUGUUCCCCUCAGACAGGUAAAACGCUGUAUAUCUCCAGCUGAGGCCCAAGACAGUUUGAACCAAGGCUACACUACAAGCAAAAUCCCUAGGGUUCCUGUGCUUAAAAAGUAGCCAUAUAAAUUCAAAAGUUGUACAGUGUUUUUGUUACUUCAUUUUUCUAUGAAGCGUUUCUAUAUACUGCCUAUUACAGUCUGUCUCAAGGUAGUGUACAAAUUACAGUCACCUGAUUGCAAUAGUUUGUUCCAGAUUACUUGUAUCUUACAAUUUCAUGUUCCUCAACCCGAGGGUGUCAUAGCCCUUGAGACAGUGUGUGGAAAAAUUAGUUGUAGGAUGCCACAUAUAAUUCUUAAUAGGGUGGAUAGUGUGUCUUCUGUAUCAUGUUUACUCCCUCAUAACUGAAUAAAUUCUCAAUAUAUUUUAUGAAGCCUAACACAUUUUGCUGGUUUCCUUGUAGAGAGAAUCUAAUAGAGGAUAUUCACAGUAAAUUGCAAGAGAUCAAAAACCCAAUUGAUGCUAUUGGGGUGCUUAUCCGGGAAAUGGACUAUGAGACAGAUGCGGAAAUGGAAAGAGGACUCAAUAUUGGUGAGAGAACAGUGGCUCUACUCUCCCUCCCCCUAACAUUUUGAUUAAGUGAAAGCUGCUUAUGUCGGUAGAUGCAUAUAUUUUUGCCUUUUCUUACCUUUCUUUCUACAGUCCAACCCCUAAAUGUGCGCAUGCAUCUCUCACAACUCUAUGGUAGUAGCACAACAGUAAACAUGGUGUGUCGGUGUGUGUACAAGAUGUCCAUGACUCGCUUUUUGCUUUGUCGGGACUUGUUGAUUUUACAGCAGCUCUUGCUACGGCUUGGAGAUACUGUGAGUAUAUUGGAACAAAGUUGACUGUGUGACCUCAAGCAGUACAAUCCUUACAUCAUUAACUGAACAGCAUACAUUGAAUAAUAAUGGAAUGGUUAUUAUUAUUCAAUGGUGUUGAAUAAUAAUGGAAUGGUUACAAUGGUUGCUGAAUGGACAUUACCACUUAGCUGUCAGGGUGCACUGUGUUGCUUGAUCUACUUUUUUGGCAGCCAGGAAAGAACUUGGGGACCAAAACAUAUAUUAUCACAGAGCAGCACGUCUGAAUCCAAGCCAUUAUUCUUAUUAACAAGAAGGAGCUUAAGUUGAUUCAGAUCAGAUAGUAAUGUCAUGUUUCCAACACCAGCUGCUUACUUCAGUUAGAUAGGCUCUGGGUUGAUUUUCCUUCAGUCCCAUUCAACCCACUUAAAAUAGCACUCCUGUCUUUGGCUGUCUUGCUUUCAAUAUCCGUUGGCUUCAUUCCUCUCCUUUCUAGCAACUGCUUCGGGACAGCCCUGAAGAUAUUGCUAUAGAAAAUCAAAAUGGGGUAUAAAUGUCUAUAUGGAGAAGGGGAGGAUAAUACCACAAGGAUUUUCGCAUCUUUUCUGAAUAAUGUGAAAAUACUUGGCCAUUGACAGCUAUUGAACAACUAAUACUUAUGUUGUGUUUUUAGGUAUUGGGCGGAGGCCAGCUAUACCACACUCAACAGAACUUGCUGCAUCGCACAUCUCAUUUGAUAUUAUCAUAUUACCUGAUCAGGUGGGCAAGUCAGCGCUUGGCAUCAGAUGUUCCAGUUGAUGAACUGUAAGUUCUUUACCUAUAGUUUGUAAUGAAUAUGAUGGAUGAAGUAGGUGUGGCCAUUCUCUUUUCCUUUAGCGAAAAAUAGGCAUUUUGUUUGAUAAUAGCAAGCAGCUAAUUUGGGCAGGUUCUGCUCAGGACUUUUCUGUCUGAUAAGUAUUUUUUCUUGGUUUCUUCAGGGAAUGUAACCUACAGCAUCUUUCUGUAUUAAAACUGACAGAUUCUACAGCUAUAACACCACUCAAGCUAGGUAAGAAAUUAAAAGCUUUUUGUCUCUUUUUGGUUGUAAGUAUGUUCAGUUACUGUUUUUUAAAAGUGACAAUACAAGGCUUUGCUAAAAGAUUAAUCAUGUUUAUAGACAUAAGUUCUCCAGUGCUCAGAUUAAAAUACUUUAAAGCAAGAUAGUGCUGAAAUCGUUGCUCAGAGAAUCUAAACUGCUAUAGCUCAGGGGCCAUUUUUAACAUUAACCCAGCCACCUUUACCUGCAGUCUAGGCUAGAUUUUUAUUUUAAAAUUGUUGGGAUUUUCCAAAUUUUAAGUAUCCUACGUGCCAUAUUUCCUAUGCCUAGUUUUUUCAAACUUGAAAGUUCUAUAGAUAGCUAGAAAAUCUAGUCUUUACCUGUCAAAACAGUUGGUGUUGUGUCUAAAAAUGCAAAGUACAUCUUAAGUAAGCAAAACCUAAAAAUUGGCAUUUAAGUUUACAGCCUUUCUUCCCUGCAUCCCACUUGGAUUUAUUAGAAGUGGAAUAUAGAAGUUAGUAUUAGGGAAACCAUUACAUUGAAGAAUCAUGUACAAAACAUGUUUAUGGCAUUUUCUCAUUCUUUAGAGAUACUGAUGCAGACAACAUCUUUUAAUCUGUUUUAGUGUCCAGCCCUCAAACUAUCGUGGAGCUGUUCUUUCAGGAGGUAGCCCGAAAACACAUAAUAUCUCAACUGUUCCCACCUAACGCAGCCUUGGAUGAAUCAAGUUUGAGUUGGCCUCAAAUGUUUUCUGCAAUUUCGAGUUAUCUCCUGCAGUUCUUGUAUCCUUCAGUUGCAGCUUCUGCUUGAAACGGUGGACAGGAGCUAUGCUUUCUUCUGUUCCUCUAGUGCGGGGAUUCUUAAACUUUCUACCCCUGGGAUAAAAAUUAACUGGGGCCCACCAAACACAAUGUGCAGGGGCGGAAUCAGCAGACAGAGGCACAGUUUGGCAUAACCAGCUGACAAUUAUUGACACUUUGCGAAUUUCUGAAAUUCUUUGCUCCAGUGAUUCCUCUAUGGCAGGGAGUUACAGUUCAGUUUUAUUCAAGUAAAGUACAGAAGUUAGGUGGAAUUCAUCAUUGUGCUCAUUCAGUUCUUCCUGUGCAAGCAUUCCAGCUUGCCAAAUGUAUCCUCCUUCCCUGCAUGCUCUUCUGGGGGUUCUCUAGGACCCCCCCCAAACCAAUUGUGAGGGUGCCUGUGGGGGGAGCCCCGUUGGCAAGGUGUGAAGUCUUUGUGCAGGGCUUCCACUCAUGGGGCUGGUUAGCCAAAUCCUGCCCAUAGCUGCAGAGGCAUGACUUGGCUUCCUCACUUUAGGCACAAUUUUAUGAUCUAGAGCAGGGGUAGUCAACCUUUUUAUACCGACCGCCCCCUAAUGCAUCUUUCUUGAUGGUAACAUUUCCUUACCGCCCACCAGUGCUCGAUGGAAGGAGGAUUCAGCUUGUGCCGUACAACCCCUUACUGCCCACCUAGAAUCCUGAAAUGCCCACUAGUGGGUGGUAGGGACCAGGUUGACAACCCCUCAUCUAGAGGUUCUUCCUUGCUCUUUUUACAUUCACUUUUCACUCCUCUGUGAGUUUCCCUCUUUUUUCCCAUUCCUUUCUUCCCAGUUUAUUGGGUGUUUUUUUUAAAAAAUGGUUCAUCUUACUUGCUAAUCCCCCCUCCCUCCCUUUCCUUUCAGAGGGUUGGCAGCAAGGAAAGAGGACUGAGUUAUGAGACUGUGUGAGAGAGAAGUGGAGGGACCAGAAGGCACAAGAGAAGCCCCAAGCACUUCUCCCUCUGUCUGUCCUUUUGCCUCCCGUCUUCCUGUUCUUCCUCUUCCUUCCCUCACACUAAGCCUGCCGCACUGCCCAUCUCUUGUCUGUUUCCUCUUCUUCCUUUCUGUUCCUGCCCUCCAACUCUGCAUGCUAAAGCCUUGCUCUCCAACCAGCUCCUGCUUCCAUGCAGCCCUAUGAUUGUACAUGUGAGGAGCUGCUGUUCGUGGUAUUGAUUCAUUCAAAAGACUACAGCACAGUCAAGGGACAACCAAAAUGAUCAAGGGGGUGGAGUGACUCCCCUAGGAAGAAAGAUUGCGGUGUUUGGGACUUUUUAGUUAGAAGAGAAAAGGCGAGGAAGACAUGAUAUGAUAGAAGUUCAUAAAAUUAAGCCCAGGGUCUUGUCAUCCGUUCAAUAACCUAUAUUCCUUAUGCAGUCUUCAGGUGGCCAAGCAAUCCUAACUUCCUCUUUCCAGAAUGUUUGAUGGGGGCUUGUCAGUAUGCUCAAUUGCAGGUGAGAUCUUUAUUUGUGAACUCCUUUACAUUAAUAUUUAAAGGAUAGAAGGAAAAUGCUUAAGUAGAUCAGGUGGGAGCCUGGUUGAAAGCUAGCCCUGGUUUUGUAUGCAGGGAUGUAAAGGGGCAGCUGAUGGAUCAUUGGUACAUAUGGUGGGAUCAAGAGAUUAACUGAGAAUAUGAGCAGCAACUGGGGUUCAUCUUGGGCAUGUCUUAUAAGGAGAGUGGGAAGCCGGUUUUGGAAAAUUGUAUUAAAUUGAACUAAUUUGGCAAGAUUUAUAAUAAUUUUGAAAAUCUAUAAAAAUAAUUGGCAAAAAGAAAGCUAGCACUGGUUCAAAGCAAUGGAUUAGUUGCGGGGAAGGAUGCUAUGUGCAUGCUGCCCUAAAAUAAUAAUAAUCAUCAUCAUCAUUCAAAGGUAGCCCAGGUAAAUCAGGCAAAUGGAUCAAAACUGGAUAUUAUGGAAGGGAUUCUCAAUCCAGUAGAGGCUCCUACUGGCUGAAUUGGGGAGGCCAUUUUUACCGACCCCCCUCACCUACAGUUACAGCACAAACUCUCAUGUUUUUCUAAAGGGUCCCCCAAAGGUAUGGAGCAGAGGUUUUUUGGGGGGCAGGGGUGUUUGGAAAUGCCUCUCUUCUCUCCCCACUAUACCACUGGGAGUAUCCUGUGAACAGAGUUAAUCUCACAGGAACAGAGGCUCCAAGCCUAAAUGUCUAGAUCAGAAUCCAGCCUAGCUGCUUGCCUGUUCAUGUUUUUUAAUUGGUGUGCGUUAAACAAUGUCUGUCUGAGUACAGUGGGAAGUAAGACAUAACAUUGAUUUGUCUGAUUAGUGGAUGUUUGUAUAUUAGGAAUAUAUUCGUUUUCUGGGACCUUGGUGCCAUGUGAAUAUGGGGUCAUGCUGUUUUAUGAUGGGACGCUGCUACCUUGUUAUGGGAGAAGGGCACAAGGUAAAUUCUUAUUUCUCUAAAACAGAUAAACAUUUUAUUGUUUGAGUUGAGAAACAAAAGGAGAGAAGUUGGUUAGACAGUAGUCAUAGCUAGGAGUGAGAGAUUCUCAGUUACUUUUGAGGAUCUUGAUGUCUGCAGAGUGCUGUAGAUUUGACAGCUUUGUUCUAAAAAGGAGCAAAAUAUAAAAUAAGUGUCAACUGUGUUACCAAUCUAGGCUUUGUUCAGAUGAAUCUGUCUACUGCUUUCCUAGAGUCAGAUGCUUUGCUGUUCAUUUCUGGCCUUCAGUGGCAGCUUCGGGUGGGGUGUGUGCAUGGACUGUUCCUAGUACAGUGGUACCUCGCAAGACGAAUGCCUCGCAAGACGAAAAAAGCGCAAGACGAAAGAGCUUUUCGUUUUUUGAGUUGCUUCGCAAGACGAAUUUCCCUAUGGGCUUGCUUCGCAAGACGAAAAACGAAAACGUCUUGCAAGUUUGUUUCCUUUUUCUUAAAACCGUUAAUACCCUAUGGGAAACCGUUAAUACCCUAUGGGAAACCGUGCUUCGCAAGACGAAAAAUUCGCAAGAUGAAAAAACUCGCAGAACGAAUUAAUUUCGUCUUGCGAGGCACCACUGUAAUAGUUUUUAGUGGUAUCCAUGUUGAAUUAUAAUGUGUAGUGCUUUGAUAACCAUAGCAUGCACCUGCGUGCCAUUUUGUGACUGACGCUAUUGACAGUUCCUCAGAAUUGCAGAUGUAACCACUGGCCUAAAAAGUUUGGCAACCUCUGACAUACAGUAUGGAAUUGAUAACUGUAGCAAAACAAUAUGGAAGUGAUCCCAGUUUAUUCUGUGCUUCGGACUAACUUUGUCCCAAGCCUUGGUUUAAGUUCUUUUUUUCUUUCAGGCUCUGGACUGUUUCUGUGAAGCAGCCUCAGAAGUUGGAAAAGAGGAGUUUUUGGAUAGACUAAUUAGAUCGGAGGAUGUUGAAAUGGCUUCAACCCCACGGCUACAGUACUAUGACAAGGUAUUUUCGUUUCUAAGCUUUUAACCUUUCUUGUAGAAGGGGUGGUAUAACAUGUACUUAACAUUUUCACAAAUAGUUCAGGUAAAACAUUCUUGGCUGUAUAUUCCCCUCCCUAGGUUCUGCGUCUUCUGGAUACCAUGGGUCUACCUGAACUGAUCAUUCAGUUGGCUACCUUAGCAAUCACAGAAGCAGCUGAUGAUUGGAGAAGCCAAGUAAGGAAUUAUGUUUUGCUGUUGUAGGAUGCGUGCCCUUCUCAUCCAGCAUUUGUUUGUGCCACCACACUAAUUUUCCAGCUGGUUAUAGUUGGCUUAACUGCCAUAUUUGUAUUGCAGGCUACCCUGAGGACAUGCAUUUUCAAACACCAUUUGGAUUUAGGACAUAACAGUCAAGCAUAUGAAGCCAUGACCCAUAACCCAGAUUCUAGCAGGUAAUACUUCAUAUAUUUUAGGCAUUGAUAUACCUUAUUUUUAUGAAUCAAGUGCCAACCACAGGUGGUUGGGGUUGUUUUUGUUUUGUUUUUGGCUCUUUAAAAAACCCUGAAAAUAUUGCCUAGGUUCUAAAGAGCUGUGUUUUUCUAAUUUAAGACAUUUAUAUACUGUUUAAAUAUGUACAUUGCUUUAAAAUGUGAAAAACCAGUCCACAGAAUUCACAGUCCAUGGUAGCAAAGAGUUACCUCUUUCUUUCUCCCUUCUAGGCAGCUGGAUUGUUUACGGCAGUUGGUGGUAGUUCUCUGUGAACGCUCCCAGCUCCAGGAUCUUGUGGAGUUCCCCUAUGUGAAUCUCCACAAUGAGGUAAAUGGUUUGCUUUUGUUAGCAGUGAGGUAGUGGUAUAAGGAAAUCUUCAGCUAUGUCUAACUGUUGUUUGUAUUAUAGGUUGUGGGAAUAAUUGAAUAUCGUGCUCGGGCAGUAGAUCUGAUGACACAUAAUUACUACGAGCUGCUAUAUGCUUUCCAUGUUUAUCGCCAUAAUUACCGGAAAGGUAUGACAGAUUAUAUAAAAGAGAAAACUGCCCCACCUGUUAAAAUGUCAAUUCUUGUGGCAUUGAAUCAGAUGAUGAUUUGUUUCCCAUUAAUGAGCAGUCUGUGCAUGUGGUGAAAGAGCACAGCCAUGAUAGCUAAUCUGUGCUAGAGCAGGGGUCGGCAACCUAAGGCCCAUGGGCCACAAGUGGCCCACGGGGGUUGUUUAACCGGCCCACAAGCCGCCCCCGAACCGAGCCGCCUGCUCGGUGAGAUCCCGCGCACUGCGCUAAACCAGCGUGGUGUGGGGACUCACUUCUGCAAUGCUGGAAAUUGUGUCUGCGCAUGCGCAGACACCAGAAAUUGUGGGCAUGCACACACGAUCCGGCCCACGGUGGGAUCUCCACUGGAGUGAACUGGCCCAGGCGAGGUAAACCUUGCAGACCCCUGUGCUAGAGGAUUAGAAAAGCCAAGUCCUAAACUCCAUGUUUCUGUGAUAAACACUAAUGUGAGGGCCAUGAAGGGGGGAGUAUUUGCAGGGGAGAAUGGUAUGUGAGAGGAUGCUCAACCCUUUUGCUGCCCACUAAUUCUCUACUGCAUAUAUGCUCCAGGUGUAUGAUUGGAACUAUAUAUUUACUGAAUAUGUUCUUAGUUGAAUGGAAAAAGUAUAUAAUAGAAAAGUGUCGGGUGUUUUUGAAAGCUAAACACCACGGUAUAGACUAUAUGCAUAUCCAUGCUAAACUGCAAAACCCAGAUUACUUUGAGGGAAGGCAGGGCAGUUAAGCUAAUAUAAAGCUGCUGUACCCUGCCUUCAUCCAUUUAUUUCCUCAAUACUGACAACCUUUAAAAUUAGGAAUAUCUCCUGUUCUAGUGUCCAGAUCUUUUAAUUUAUCUUUUGGUUAGUUUCUCCUCCUCUCCACUAGAUUAUAGGUGAUUUUCAAGUUGUUUCUACUUUACGUUCCUACUACAACCUGUUCUGACCUGAAGCUGUUAUAUUUCAGAUGGGGAAGAGGUGACUGUUGUAUUGUCUUAUUUCUUUCCUCAGCUGGAACAGUGAUGUUUGAAUAUGGAAUGCGCCUUGGCAGAGAAGUCCGUACCCGCUCUGGACUGCAGAAGCAAGCAAACUGUUACCUUGCAGCUCUUAAUUGUUUGCGGCUCAUUCGCCCUGAAUAUGCAUGGAUAGUUCAGCCAGCUUCUGGUGCAGUGGUAUGAAACAUCUCCUUUUUCAAGAUUCGAUCUCACUUUGAUUAUUAGCAGUUCUUUUUCGUGAAGACCUUGGCUGCUGUUUGCAAGUAUGUUUAAGAUAGCAGCAACCUCUGUCACACUGCCUGGUUCACAGAUCACAUUAAAUCAUGUUUAACUCUAGUUUGACACAGAUUUGCAGUGUCCUCAUACAGAAGUACUCGGAAAUUCCUGCUUUGCUUCUUCCACACUCCUAGUCAUUGUGCCCUGGGAGCAACAAAGUGAAAACUUUGACUUGUCAUGUCAUCCAAACCCAGGCCCAUGAUGUGAUUCUCCCAAAACCAGCCUUUCUCAGCCUUGGGUCCCCAGAUGAUGUUGAACUACAACUCCUAUCAUCUCUGACGAGCUAGCUAGGGAUGUGAGUUGUGGACCCACAAUUGAGAAAGGCUGCUCUAAACAAACCACAAGCAGUAGCAAAUAUAUAUAUAUAUUUGCUUACUGCUCAUGGUUUAUUUGGUGGAAACAAACCAUGUGCCCAGCUUCAGAUAAGAUGACAAGCCAAUCUUUGUGGUUUGUUGCUCCCACCCAGUAAGGUGGGGGAGGAGCGGUGGCGAUUUCAAAGCAGUGUUCACUACAGUGCAGCUUGUUCACAUUAAACAGUUAUUAAACAUAAAUUGGUUUAACAUAAUGUGCAAACACAGCCAGUAUGUCCACUGCUAAUUCUUGUGCUGAUGUCCCAAUAACAAAUAAUUGGAAAUAAAGUAGCUUGUCUAAUACAGUGGAACCUUGGAAGCCGAACGCCUGUAAACUCGAAUGUUCUGGUUUUUGAAUGAUUUUGGAAGUUGAACGUCCGGUACGGCUUCUGCAGCUUCCGAUUGGCUGCAGGACGCUCCUGCAGCCAAUCAGAAGCUGCACCUUGGAAGUUGAACAGACUUCCAGAAUGGAUUCCGUUUGACUUCCAAGGUACGUCUGCAUUAGCAUUUCACUGGAUGCAGGCAAAUGGUUACACAGCUAUUAUAAAUACUCAUAGGGUUAUAUUCAAUGUAGCAUGCAACAAAAUGUUCCAUCAGCUCAAGGAUUUCUCCUUGUGCAACUGAACUUAAUUCCCCCAUCGCCCUCCCCCACAUGCCCCCUAGAUCUGUUCUGAGGUUUCCCCAAACCUUCUAGAGCAGAUUUGGGGACAUGAAGAGGGGAAUCGCAUUGCACUAGCACUAAUCUUUGCACUAGCACAACUAUUCUGCCUAUAGUAAUGUUCACUGAAUAAAAAUAUGCAGAAUAAGCAGAUAUGCAAGUUUGCUUCCUUUGCUUAAUUGAUUCCUGCUACAGAAUUUGCCAUUUUAUUGCAAGUCAAACUGAGGAUGUCACUUUGCAUGUUUCUGCGCUGAAAUCUUGGAAAAAAUAGACAGAAUCCUGGUGAUGCUUAAACACUAGUGAAGAUGUUGUAGAGACUGAAGAUUUGUAUAUCCAGUUGUUUAGAGUGCUUAUCCUAUCUCACACUAGUAUGAACGUCCAGGAGCAUCCCCCAAAAGAAGUCAUGAUGGAGAGUGUGCUGCUGCCCCCAGUGAGUCUUCUGCUGUUCCACUUUCUCAAAUGCAGAUAAUUCCAAAUGUCUACUCUUAAAUUCCAGUCAAUCAGCUUAAUUUUUCUGACUUACUCACUUUCCAGCUUACAUUUGGGUAGUUUUGAUUCAUGUUUGCAGGGCAUUUGCCUUUAGUCUUGUUCCUUCCUGUCCUCCCAUAUCUCCCAUACCCUCCCAUAUCUUGUCUACAUAUUUUUAUCUGUGUUAUGCUAGUUAUCUGGGAUGUCUCCUUGAUAUGCGAGAGUCUGGUGCACUAGUUUCUUACCCACAUAGCUCAGUAUUUUGAAUUGAUCGCAACAAUUGUGCAGUAGACAGUGUUAUCUGAGCUGUUGUUGGGGGCAGAGUAGGUAUGAGCUAUGAAAAUACACCCACUAUUCUGGAGGGCCAAAAGGGCACAGGAUUGCCAAGUUAAGAAGACUUCUGCAUUGUCAUUAGUGCUGAGGGGAACAUUUUGCCUGUUGCCAUUUUUCUCAUCACUGCAGCACUACAGGAAGAAAGGAUAUGGGAACUUUACAGCCUAUGAUCUUAAAGGCAUUUCUUAACACAGGAAGGCAGGGAAAGAUAUGAUAGUCUUUUGGGCCAGCCAUGUGACCCUAGAUUCCUCCUCCAGUUCUUUCCCUGUUUUCACCCUGGACUUAACCUUUUUCUUCCAGCUCCCUUCAGCCUCCUCUGGAUGUAACUCUUAAUUUUGGAUCUGUGUUCAUUAUUCUUCUAUUUCAUAGCUGCCAUUGGUGUUAGUUUUGGAAUGCCUUCAGCAUCUGUCUUAUACUUUCAACUAACAUAAUUAAAGGAAGAGCCUUGGGUCACAUGGCUGGCCCAAAAGACGACCAUAUGUUUCAUUGCCUACCAGGGUUAUUGGUGGAUAUAAUCCAGCAUAUUUGAUGUCUUGCCCUAGUUAGAACAUUCAUGGUAAGGGCCCAACAUUCCUAUUUAUGAUAAUACCAAAGAAAAUUCUGAUGUCCUUGUUCAAAUAGGAAAUCAGGAUAAAUAUAAAUAUUAAUUUGCAGAUGACUUUAAUACAUCCAGCUAAUCAGCUGCCCCCUUAUAAAGCUGAUGAUUAGUGGGAAACCUUUUAUGUGUAAAAUGUUGGGGUUGACUAAAAGAAAGCUAGUAUAGUAGCUGUUCAUCACUCAAGAGCAGAAUUUUGCCUUUAUAUUGCCUGGUUUAACUUUAAAUUCUCAAUAGCAGACUCUUGAAGUUGCCACAUUGUAAAUAAAUGAUUAUUUUGGUACAGCGGGAAGUCGGAUUGAAAUCUUGGAGCUGCAGGAUUUGGAAAAAGAAUGUGUGCUGGCUCGCAUACGGCUAACUUUAGCACAGCAUGAUUCAACAACAACUGCUAUUACAGGUAAGCUCAGGAUUUACGUUCAUACUACUUGGCUUAAUAACUGUACAGAGGGUGAGCAAUUUAAUCUCUGUGUGGGAGAUCAGUAACCCACAAGAAAUGUAUUUCCACAUCCUCCUCUGUUGCUGUUUGUGGGAUGUGGAAUCCAGUCUUAAUUUGUGAAACACUCACUACCGUUAUUAUGCUGCUGCUACAUUUGCAGCAAGAGGAGACUCUGCUAAAUAGUGUUCUGUGAUCUCAUAUCCACAGUAGGCAUGGUCUACUCAAUUAUGAGAGACAGGGCGUGUGGCUUUGCAUCUAUAAGAACUGAAUGUUGCAAUUACUCUGUAUACAAUCGUGGCAGAUAGAGAGAGUUGUAUUAAAUAGAGCGCUAAUGUUAAAGUUCCAUAAGUGCCCCUUAAGCUGUUCUGUGGGUUCACUCAGCACCCCAGAGCAGAUUUGGGGCUGGGGGAGGAGAAGGGGAAAUCCCCUUGUGCUUGUGCUAAUCCUUGUGCGAGUAGAAAAAGUUAUUUGAAUAUCGCCCACUUAUAUACAUAUGUGUGCGGUUGAGAUGAUGUAAUUCUGUUAUGUUAUCUACCCAGGAAACUCAUCCCCCAAGGAGCUGGUAACCCUGUUGGUGCAGGCUGGUCGUUUUGACACUGCCAUUUCUCUCUGCCAGACCUACAACUUUCCCUUAACACCUGUGUUUGAGGGACUUACUUUCAAGUACGUAACAUAUUAUUGGACUUAAGUACAUAAUGUGAGUAGUGAAAUAUCUAUUGAUCUUUUGGGAAAAGUAUAUUCAGAUUUGAAAGUACGUACUUUUUAAGUGAAAUCAUACACUCUUGCUUUAAAACUAUGUCUAAGCUUGAGUAAUAUGAGAAUGUGAUAUGAAGUGGGAGUGAUUAUGACAGCAUUGAGGCUAGAGCAUUUGAUGUAUUCUUGUUCAUAAUCUUACAUUUUGCCUUGGCCAACUCUCAUCUGAGAGUCUAAAACAUCCUUGGAACAAAUUGCUGGGUAAUCAAGCCCUGAAACUAUUACCAAUACACGUUUUCACUUUCACUUAAGCUUCUGUGGUUGGCUUGUACAAGCUCUCAAUCGUUUCCUGUUGUGUUGAUGUUACCAUUUUCAUAGGUAUCAGUUUGAUUUAAACUACCUUGGUAGCAACUAAACCAGUGACACUUGUGCUGGCGGCUAAAGUUGUGGCAGAAUGUUUUAAAGAUGGGUGACAGUUACUGAUACAGUCCUGAAUAAGCAAAGAUGUUCCAUGAAUAGUAGAAGCAUUCAAUAAGCUCACUGAUCUCCGUAUCAAUCACAGCCAGGUGCAUAUGUAGGGUUCUAGAGCACAGCCAUUACUUCGGCAUCUGUAACUGAAGCAAAGAGCAAUUGUAAGAUGGAAUGUUUGGAAAAGUAAGACCAGGGUUCAAUUUCCUGCUCAGGUGAACUUGAUUGUUUCUCAGCCAGAGAAUCUAAUAAAGUUGUUAGAACAAAGCAGGGAUAACUCCAUAUGGGGUGGGUGGGAAGAAUUCAAUCAGUUUUUAAAUAAAUAAAUAAAUAAAUAAAUAAAUAAGGUUAGAAUUACUAUUGUACAUACAGUAUCUGAGUGUACCUGGUUAUUUGUAUUCCAGAUGUAUUAAACUCCAGUUUGGAGGGGAAACAGCAUUAGCAGAAGCAUGGGAUUGGCUAGCUGCAAAUCAGUUGUCAUCAGUCAUCACAACCAAGGAGACCAGGUACUGUGAUAUAUUUUGCAGGAAAAGAAAGCAAGUACUUUGUGGUCCAAGAAAUCUGCAUGGAAAUAAAUAUUUCUUGCUAAUAAAAUACCAGAAAUUGCACUUCAGGAUUGUGGUUGUCCUGCUUCAUUUAGUCUUCAACAAACCAUCUUGAAGCAGCAGUCGUAAAGUGUUCAUUCAUGCUUUCUUUUUUGCUUUGUAUAUUUUGAAGGAUGGUUUUAGUGCAAAUGUUAAGGACAUCCCAUAGUGGCUCUUGUACUUCAGAUAAAACCACAUGGCAACACUUUCUAGGGGUCCAGAAACUUUGGCUUAACUGAAUUAAGAACAGAAGAAAACAAGUUCACAUAUAAAAAGUUGAGCAAGAGAUUGUGGAAAGGGGAUGUGUAGACUCCCCUGUGAACCAUCAAAAUAUUCAGGAAUGGAGAUUUUCACUGGUAGCCGGAAACAUGCAUGUAUCCAUCCGUCUGUUAAUGGUAUUCCAAUUGUGUUGCAGUGCAACAGAUGAAGCAUGGCGUCUUUUGUCCUCCUACCUGGACAGAUAUAAGUCUCAGAACUGUUUAUACCAUCGCUGUGUAAUCAACAAGUUGCUGUCUCAUGGAGUGCCCUUGCCUAACUGGCUUAUCAACAGUUACAAGGUAAAUACCUGAUCUGUGCACAAUUAAGCUGGUGUUCAGUGGAGGAUAAAUGUACAAUGCUGGCUCAUUACUUCCCUGUUGACUGCUUAAAAAGUGUGAUAAAUGAGUUUCAGUGACACUUGUUUGUAGCUUGAGUAAUUGUCAAAUAAUAGUAAUUCAGGAGCUAAAAUCUGCACUGUGGUGAGUAAAUUGCAUGUUCUUAAUGUUGUAAAUGGACGCAGGUGGCGCUGUGGUCUAAACCACUGAGCCUGGGCUUGUGGAUCAGAAGGUUGGCGGUUCAACAGGGUGAGCUCCUAUUGCUCAGUCUCAGCUCCUGCCAACCUAGUAGUUCAAAAGCACGCCAAAAAGUGCAAGUAGAUAAAUAGGCACCGCUCCAGCGGGAAGGUAAACGGCAUUUCCGUGCGCUGCUCUGGUUUUGGUGUUCCGUUGCUCCAGAAGUGGCUUAGUCAUGCUGGCCACAUGACCUGGAAAAACUCUGCAGACAAAUGUUGGCUCCCUUGGCCUGUAAAGCGAGAUGAGCGCUGCAACCCUAGAGUCGUCUGCGACUGGACUUAAUUGUCAGGGGUCCUUUACCUUUACUUUUUUAAUGUUGUAAAUGAAAUGGGAACUUUGAUGUUGCAACUUGUGUCUUUUGCAUUUUACCUUAUUUUUAUUUUAUAGCAUUUUACUUUAUUGUACUCUGCUUUGAUGCCCACAGGCUGUGAAGUGGUUUAUGAAUUUGUAUAAUAAAACAAAUAUCAACCAAACAUUUCAGAUGAUAACAAAAGCCUCUGAGAGAUCUGGCAGAACCAACAGCAACACACCCUGUCUGGUGUAGGUCAUCCACCAUGGUGCCCAAAGUCAUUUCAACCCCAGUAAACAAUUUGGAUUCUUCAUUUUAAGCCUUUGUUAAAUAAAGGAAAUAAUUUGCAAAUGUUUAAGGGGGUAGUAAUUGGAAGCAACACAGGGAUCUAAAAGACAGGGAAGCAAGCUAGCCAUGGCCUUGAGUGCAAGAAAUAAAAGAGUUGUGCUUCACCAGAACAAAUCAGUCCAGAAUUUUACAAGAGUCUCUGCAAUGGGUUAUUUUCAGUAUGCCUUGUGUGUCUUGUGUUGGGUUCUUAUAAAUCUCAUCAGUAAUGAGGGCUACCUGUCAUCCACUAAGCGUCUUAAAUAUAAAAAGACUUUCCAGUAAGUGUCUGCUCAAUUUCAUUUGUUUCUCUACAGAUGGUAGAUGCUGCUGAACUUCUCCGCCUCUAUUUGAACUAUGACCUCUUGGAAGAAGCUGUGGAUUUGGUGCUGGAAUAUGUGGAUGCCUUACUUGGGAAAGGAUCUCGUUACUUUGGCAUUGAGGUACAAUUGGGUGUUCAGUUCAUUCCACUAUAUAUAUUUUUUACAAAUGAGAAAAAGUGACGGAAUGCACCUACCUUGAAGAAUUAUGGAAAAACUAAGAAAAAAACAGGUUCACAGACAAGGAGUACUCCUGGAUGACCAUGUGGCAGCCUAGAGACCUGGCCAAAGUGACUCAUGCCCUAGAUACUCCAGACUGGAGUACCACUGUAUGCUGUAUCCAGCUCCCCCACCUCUACCAUGUGCAAUGGUUUUACAUUUUUUGCACUUGGGAUGUUUCUCAUUCAGCUAAUGUCAUUCAGCUAUAUUAAAGGUUUUAUUUUCUUUUUAGUUCCCAUUAUCACCUACAACUCCAAUGGUUUGGCUUCCAUAUUCUGCAAUUGACCAGCUUCUUCAAGCGCUAGGAGAAAAUGCAACCAAUCACCAUAACACAGUGGUAAGUAUGUCUGAUGGAAAAUAGAAAUCAAUGUGUCCAGUGCUAUGGAUUUGUCAUAUCUUACUGUAUCACUUUGAAUGUAUGUAACCUGGUGAUGUUCACAAGGUGCUUUCAGCUCUGUGCUUGACCAUAUGCCUUUUGAUCCUUGGCUUAUUAACUAUAACCUAGGGGGGUUGGGCUGACAGAUUAGGUCCAGGGUGUAACUUCAUGGUGUAAUGGAUGGUCCCUGCCAUCAUGAAAAUGCCGUGGUGUGGAUACUCCUCAAGAAACCAGACCUGGACCCAAUGCUUUGACUAGCUACCAAGCAGCUGCAAAUGCACUCUUCUUAGAAAACGUGGUGGAUAAGGUUAAAGUGGGGCAACUACAAGCUUUCUUGAUACUGAAUGUGUUUGAUAUUAAUAUAUAGGAUAUGGUUACAAAUAUUGUGCCUUAGCUCAAGAGGCAUAUGAAGAUUUUUGUUGAACCAGAAUGUAGUAAAAUGUUUUCAUAUAUAAAUUAAUUAUAUCUGUCUUCAUGCCCUUUUGGUUACUGAUUAUUACAAUAGUUUGUGCAUUCAGUCUCCUGAAAAAGGUAUAAGAACCAGCACAGAGAAAUGUCUAUCCUCCAGCAAAUUUUUACCACAAAUUAAAUUUCACUUGGGAAGAUGCAAAAGGCUAUAAUAAAACUUACCUUGCUGCAGCGCCCCCCCCCCCCAUUUAAUGACUAAGGGAGUUUAUAAAGCUUAUGUGUAUAUCAUGAGCUGGACCUUAAUUCCAUCUGCUGCCCUAAUGCUUUCUGAAGGUAAGAGGUUGAAACCUGAACUAUGUAAUCAACUGCUGGGGGUCAGAAAAUACUGCAGGGAUCCUUAGCAUUUUCUGUUGAAAUUAAAUUGCUAUCAGCUGCUUUGGGAGUCAGUACAGGCUGCAAAAUUUGGUAUAAGGCAAUAAAGGGCAGUUGUAUCUCUUGCAUCCUCAAUCCCUCAACUAUACCUAUUAACAGAAAAUGAUUGUACUUCUGUUCCUUUCCAGCUAUAUCAGAAGGUGCAUGACAAAUUAGAGGUCUACCAAAACCAGGUUGAUAAGGCAACUCGGGAUCUUCUGUAUCGUCGGAACUAGCAGAUGGACCUGGAUUGUGUGACUUUACUUAAUCACCUUGUGCCUGGUGGCCCUUCAGACAAAGCUACAAGAAAAGACUGUGCUAAUGUGCAUAACUGGCAUGAAGUAUGUGUGAAGCAUUUGCUUUGCAUGGAUUGGCUGGAGUCAUAGGGAACCCUGUGCGCUGCUGGUGGUGCUAUUAUUACAAAUUCUAUUUUUUCACAAUGAACCAAACAUUCCCUACCAGGGAAUGAUAGACUUUUUAAAAUAAAUACGUUGGGGACGCUGAAUUAAAUUUAAGCUUUUAAGCCUGUGCCGAACUGGGUGCUAAAUCAUUUCCAGCAAUGAAACCCUGGGUUGUACAUUGCAUGUUCCUACCAUCUUUCUACUGAAUUAUUCCUUAUACUGUACUAUAUAUGGGAGCUAAUGUUGGUCUUAUUUAUUGUGACAGUUUUUGAAUUAUCUUUAAUAAAAUGAAAACUUUGUUUAAAAAUCCAGAGUCGUUUUUCACAAUAGCUUAUUGCAGUGCAUCUUUCCAUAGGGAAAGAUGUAUUUUGAAGGAGACAAAUAGAAAGUGUGAUCUGAUAUUUCCAUUGAAGGAGGAAAUGGGAACAGAUAAUGAUCAGUUAUUUACUAGUUCUCAUUGGAAGUUUCUAUUCCUGACUACUGACAAUUUUGUUCUAGUGGAAAAUUUACUGAAGUAAUGUCAAUGCUUCAUAAUUGUACAAUAUUUCUUUUGCAACUUUGAGUGUAAAUGACAUCAUCAGCAACACAAAAACUAGGUGCUAGCAUUAUCUGAGUUUCAAAUGGUAAGAUGCCAUUUUAUUGAUGGUUGGUAUGGGUUAUGACCACAUUCUCUCAAGUGACAUUGAGGCCAGUGUCCUGAUCUGCAGGCCCAAAGAAGUGCCUGUGUGAGUGGCUUGAUGCAGGGAUACCAAAGGAGGAUGUAAAAAAUGUGAAAAUGGCCACUUCCCGUCUUUAUUAAAGAAAAGUGAUCUUGCAUCACAGCCAGCAGAGCCCUGCUGCUUUUACAGACUCUGAAUGGACGCCGAAGCAGCAAGCAGUUGUCAUGACUUGUUUGCAAGGCGCUAAUAUGUUAAGAAUUACAUAUACACAUACUUUUGGGAGAGGCAAACCAUUGCUGGAGCUGCCUUGUCAAUAUACUUGUCCAGCUCAGAAAACAAAGCAGUUAGACGCCUGCGCAACUGAGAUAGCAUUUGAGCAUAGAUGUGGGCCUAAUUUUCUAGCUGAUUUAUUACCAGUAAAAAACUAGAAUGGAAUACAAAGUGUAUAACAUGAAGAACUGUUUUCAGACCAAGGGCUACAUUACCCUGGGGCAAAGCUGUAGAGCAGGGGUGGAUUACCUGUGUUUAGCUACACCUCCCAUCAGCCCUACCUGAGGGACAGAGAUGAUGAGAGCUCAGCAACAUCUGGAGGGCACAAGGUUAACCACCCUGCUAUAGAAUGCCAUGCUGCAGUAGUGGGCGAGGCUUGACACAAUAAUACAUCCUUAUCACAGAGCUAUUUUCCAUGGAAAUAAAAUAUGUGUAUUUAGGUCAGUCACUCGGAAGUAUCACCUUCCAUUUUCUCCAAAUGCUUUUUUAAAAAGUUUGUUACUUAAAUAAAAAGUUCUCCCUUUAUCUGUUCUGUUAAUUGUGUAGCAAUCCCAGCAAAAGAAUGCAUACGUCAAUGCAUAGUCUCAAACAUGUAAAUGCAAUUGUAUUUUAUCCUGAAAACUAGCUAAUUUUUACAAAUGCAAGCAGACAACGGCAAUGUCGCUGAGUGCUGUAGAGGCUUAAGAGAGUUGGGCUGUGUUGUCUAGGUUCAACCCUCACCUCUCUCAAAAAAACCAUGAGGCUCAUUGGGUGACCUGGGGCAGUCACUACUUCAAUGAGAGGACAAAAUGAGAGUCGUGGCAUCCUCUAUGCUGCCCUAUGCUACUUGGAGAAAAAGAAGUAUAUAAGUGGGGAGGAACCUGUAGGCAUCCAAACGUUGGAUUGCACCUCCCAUCAGUCCCACCCUAUGCAAGUGACAGCCUUGGUAAUAAUAACCCAACAUCUCCAGGUCCCAUUGCUGACACUCAAGUAUAUAUAUUUUAAAGGGGGGAUUCUUGUCCUGUUUUGAAUCGCCAUUGCCCAUACCGUCUUCUUGUGCACUCAAUUUCGCUCAAGCUUGCAUGUGACGAACCCUGAAAAUAAAGUUCUAACUCUUUUUGACUGUUAAGCAAUGUCCGGGGCUGUAACUGUGGCCCUUCGCUAAGUCACAUUAUGUUUUGUUGUUGUUGUUUUUUGCUUUAUUAACAAUCUCUUAUAUGACACAUUUCAUAUAGCAUAUCUUGUAUAACAUAUACAUAUGCAUUGUACAUCUUCUUGAGUAAACAUAUAUAUAAUCCGUGUAAGCAAAAACCAUACACAAGUAUUUGUUUACUUACAUAAAUUAAAUUGAUUUGUAUUUUUACUAUCUUUUGUUGUCAUAUCUAUUUAUUAACAUGAAUUAAAGAAAGAAAAAAUCAGAAAAAAAGAAAAAGGUGUAGUUGGACCGCCUAUCAUAGCCGUAUUCUAUAAUGAAUAUAUCUAUCAUUAUUGAGUUAUUCUUUAUAUUCCUUCUACAUUCUCACAAUGUACCUUUUGUCGCUAAGUCACAUUAUGAGUCCCAUGAGGAGUGGGUGCAUCCGGGGCUGCCUUGCAAGUAGCUGCUUCUUUGGCGAUCACUCGUAGCCGAGUAAGAUUGUCUUCCAUAAACACGGUUUUAACAAUGAGUCCGUAAGUGAUUGUGGAGGCCAAUUCUGGACCCACACGUCCUUCCACAGUGGGGACAUUGGUUCCCUGGCAGGAGUUGAUCACGGUGUGGAUUUGCCAAGCCUGCCUUCCUCUUAGCAAGUUUCUCCCUUGCGUCCUUGAGUCUGUCUUCCAAGCCCAUGACACCUUUGGUAAAGGCUGUUCUCCAACUGGAGCGCUCGCAGGCAACUGUUUCCCAAUUGUUGAUGUUUAUACUACAUUUUUAAAUAUUUGUCUUAAGACAGCCUUUAAACCUCUUUUGUUGACCACCAGCAUUACGCUUUCCAUUUUUAAAUUCGGAUUAGAGUCAUAGCUGUCAACCUUCCCUUUUUUUGAGGGAAAUUCCCUUAUUCCCGCGCCGUUUCCCGCUGCUAUCCCGGAUUGUUAGAUAUCCUGUAGACUGUCCCCGGGACAGGCGAGGCUGCUGAUCCCUUAUUUUCGAGGCUGAUGAUCCCUUAUUUUCAAAUCUGAAAGUUGACAGCUAUGAUUAGAGUACCGGUAGUUGCUUUGGAAGAAGGAUGCCGAAGGAAUGCGCUAAGAAAUGCCUCAGCGGCCAGCGCCGUCCGCGCGUCCGCGCGCCUGCCCUCACUCGGGGCCCUUGUCAGGGAAACAGG
Podarcis lilfordi (Lilford's wall lizard) is the source of this 31103-nucleotide messenger RNA. The record is from the annotation of a GenBank genome assembly. NCBI's taxonomy places the organism in Eukaryota, Metazoa, Chordata, Lepidosauria, Squamata, Lacertidae.